Terrapene triunguis (Three-toed box turtle) is the source of this 2230-nucleotide messenger RNA. RefSeq names its product sterol 26-hydroxylase, mitochondrial. The record is from RefSeq and is a predicted model, not a curated record. NCBI's taxonomy places the organism in Eukaryota, Metazoa, Chordata, Testudines, Emydidae. Gene Ontology annotation, cellular component: mitochondrial inner membrane. Gene Ontology annotation, biological process: C21-steroid hormone biosynthetic process; cortisol metabolic process; cholesterol metabolic process. Bases 336 to 1730 code for a protein of 464 amino acids. Gene Ontology annotation, molecular function: heme binding; iron ion binding; monooxygenase activity. The transcript is spliced from 8 exons.
CCCGCCUUCUCCUGUCACCUCCGUCUCGGAGAGCGCCUAGGCGUUACCAGCAAAGGGCAGAUUUGGGGUAGGAAUCUCCCAGCGUCCGCCAGGGUGGAAUCUGAGGUUCUCGGUGGUAACGUUCAGAUAUGCCGCCCCACUCCCAAAACGAAAUGCAACCUCUCAGGAAGGGAAGUAGCCCAGUGCCCAGGGACAUUGAAUUUUACCAUGGGCUGCAGGGAGGUUUCUGGCUGGCCCGCUGGAGCACGGGGAGGUAAAGCCCUCUGCUCCCCGACCAUCACUGUGGUGUCUGGUCACUCCCGCCCUGGGGCUGGAUUGGAAGUGGCAGCCCAGCAAUGCAAGGCUACAUCCUCCAGGGGGGGCUGGCGGGCCGGUCGGGGCCAACCUGCUGUCGUGAAUUACAGGUGCUGUUCCGGAAGCUUUACGGCCCCAUGUGGAAAUCCACCUUUGGGAAGUACAAGAACGUGAACAUCGGGAGCCCGGAGAUCCUGGAGCAGCUGCUGAGGCAGGAGGGGAAAUACCCCAUGAGGAGCGACAUGGCCCUGUGGAAGGAGCAUCGGGAUAUCAGGCAGCUGCCCUACGGCCCGUUCACCGAGGAAGGGGAACGCUGGUACCGUCUGCGCCAGGUCCUCAACCAGCGGAUGCUGAAGCCGUCGGAGGCCAUGCUGUACGCGGGGGCCAUCAACGAGGUGGUGUCGGACCUGAUGGUCCGGCUGCAGACAGAGAGGGCGGGGAGCCCCUCGGGCGUCCUGGUGGGGGACGUGGCCAACCUGCUCUACAGAUUCGCCCUGGAAGGCAUCUCCUAUAUCCUCUUCGAGACCCGCAUCGGGUGCCUGGAGCAAGAGAUCCCCGCGGAGACGCGGCGCUUCAUCGACGCCAUCGGCCUCAUGCUGAAGAACUCCAUCUUCGCCACCGUCAUGCCCCAGUGGAGCCGGGAGCUGCUGCCCUUCUGGAACCGCUACCUGCAGAGCUGGGACACCAUCUUCGCCUUCGGCAAGAAGCUGAUUGACAGGAAGACGGAGGAGCUGGAGGGGCAUGUGGAGCGAGGCGAGCAGGUGUCGGGCUACCUGAGUUACCUGCUGGCCAGCGGCAGGCUGACGCCGGAGGAGGUGUACGGCAGCGUGGCCGAGCUGCUGCUGGCCGGCGUGGACACGACGUCCAACACCUUGUCCUGGGCCCUCUACCACCUGGCCAGGGCCCCAGAGACCCAGAUCUCCUUGUACCAGGAGGUGAACAGUGUCGUGCCCAGAGAGCGGAUCCCCGGUGCCGAGGAUCUCGCCAAGAUGCCGCUGCUCCGGGCCAUUAUCAAGGAAACGCUCAGGCUGUACCCCGUGGUCCCCACCAACGCCAGGGUCAUGGUGGAGAAGGACGUCGUCAUUGGAGGCUAUCACUUCCCGAAGAACACUCUCUUCGUCCUGGCUCACUACGCGAUGGCGCACGACCAGAGCAGCUUCCCGGAGCCCGAGCGCUUCCUGCCCCAGCGCUGGCUCCGGGGCCACGGCUCCGCCCACCACCCCUUCAGCUCCAUCCCCUUCGGCUACGGGGUCCGCGGCUGCGUGGGCCGGCGCAUCGCCGAGCUGGAGAUGCACCUGGCUCUGGCCAGGAUCACCCGGACGUUCGAGCUGCGGCCGGACCCCCAGGGCACGGAGGUGAAGUCUGUCUCCCGCAUUGUCCUGGUGCCCAACAAGCCCAUCAACCUGCAGUUCAUUGCCCGGCCGCCGGCCCCCUGAGCGCACCCACCCUGCAUUGCUCCUCCCCUCUCCUGGGCCUGCCGGGCAGGACGGGUCUGCCCUGGGCCCGGCUCUCUCCCCGUCAGGCCCUGGUGACGGCAGCUGCCCACGGGUCAGGCUGGAGGUGGGAUCUCGGCUGGCAGGGGCGGGGCAGCCGUGGGGUCUCAACGUAGCUGGAAUCAGUGGGUGUUCCUGGGCCUGUCGCUCUCCAACGUUACAGGGGGUUGAACAGGGUCUGGGGACCUCACACCACCCCAAAGAGCAGCUUGCCCCCCUCUCCCUCGCCCUGAUCUCCCCCUGCCCCGGGGCUGCCCGUUCCUGGCUGGGGGAGUGCAGGGCUGGGGGGAGGGAGGGGUUGUGGGUUUUGCCCAGGGAGAAGCCCCAAUGUGCCCCCGCUGCUCUAGCGCCACCUAGGCCCUCCCCCACUGUCAUAAACAUACAGCUCCGGGGAGCAUCAAAUCCCUCCUUUACCUGUAAGGGGUUAAGAAGCUCAGAUAAUC